Molecule: messenger RNA, 1340 nt
Organism: Thamnophis sirtalis
Lineage: Eukaryota; Metazoa; Chordata; Lepidosauria; Squamata; Natricidae
Source: RefSeq, a predicted model, not a curated record
AAAGAUCGUGGCUUGGGGGGACAGGCCGAGCCCCAAAGCCAGCCGCAGCCUCAGCCCCUGCUGAAUCAAGGCGGGGACGGGGAAGAGGCGACGCCGCCGCCGGACAAAAUGGGCGAGCAGCACCUCAACAGUCGCUACGACCACCCUAGUUUGGGACCUUUGGGCGGGCAGCAGCAGCAGCCGCCGCCUCCACCGCUACCACCACCGCUACCACCUCAGGGAGCGGGUGGCAGCAGCAGUGGCGGCGGCGGCACUGGAGGAGGAGACGGCGGCGGCCCCUCAGCGGUGGGUGUCUCGGAGUUUAAUAGCUAUUACGGCAACGCUGGCAGCGGCGGCAGCAGCGGCGGCGGAGGCGCCUCCUCAGCGAGCCGGGCCGGGCCUUGCUUUGAUCAACAUGGCGGACAACAAAGCCCCGGGAUGGGGCUAAUGCACCCCGCGGCGGCCCCCAACAUCAUGGACCCCCUGCCCAACUCGCACGAAGGCUACGGCAACAAUCAGUACAACCACUACUCGAGCGCUUACGGCCGGCCUGGCGGCGGCACUAACACAGGAACAGGAGCUGUGGCGGCAGCGGCGGCGGCUGCAGGAGGAGGAGGCGGCUAUGGGGGCUCGUCCUCUGCUUUUGGGGUACUGAGUUCCCCCAGGCAGCACCAGCAGGGCAUGAUGCUGGGCCCUGGCGGCGCCGGGAGCUUGGGAAAGGCAUCCGGGGCUGCGGGUUUCCAAAGAUUCUCCGGGCAAAACCAACACCCGUCUGGAGCCACCCCAACCUUGAACCAGCUGCUGACUUCCCCCAGCCCCAUGAUGAGGAGCUAUGGCACGGGCUACCCUGAUUAUAGUAGCCCCAGCGGUGCCCCAUCGCAGCAGCCGGCUCAGGGAGCAGCCGCCGCAGCCGCCCCAGGAAGUCAGCAGGCAGUCAUGGGCAAGGACAUGGGCUCCCAGUAUGGAGCUGCAAACCCAGCCUGGGCAGCUGCACAACAAAGAAAUCACCCUGCUAUGAGCCCUGGAAGCACUGGACAGACCCUCAGCAGGAACCAGCUCUUAUCUCCUGCUCCAUACUAUCUUUCCCCCAUAUCUUCUGAACCUUCACAUAUUGAUUUCUCUGGGAGAACCGGGAAAACAAAAAUAAUAUUGAAAGACAGAGGAGCUAUCAAAGAAGGCCUUGAGUGAAUUUGCAAGGUAAUGAAGGUAGUAAGGCUGAUAAACUAUAGCAGGUGGGUUAGUCUAGAUUUUUUUUUUCAUCCAUGGUUUAUGGGAUUGCAUUUUGGCUACAGAUUGAUGAAGCUAAUUUAGUAAAUGGGGAAAUAUUGGCUUUUCUUUAAAAAAAAAGUUUUAUUGUUUUA